This is a messenger RNA of Anas platyrhynchos (mallard), 1908 nucleotides long. Lineage: Eukaryota; Metazoa; Chordata; Aves; Anseriformes; Anatidae. The record is from RefSeq and is a predicted model, not a curated record.
GCAACACUUCAAUUUUCCUUCCUUCUCUAGCUUUUCCAGAUCCUAUAGAAAACCUCAGCAGACAGUUUUUUGGGACUGAUCUUAAGUACCAUAAGAGUACAUGUUAACAACACUUGACCUGUGUAGUCUAAGACACCUUUGUAUCCAUGCGUUAGCUAAAGUUGUUUUACCACUUACCAUUAUUCUCUUGAGUGAUACAUAACUUGGCUUUACUAGGUCUGCUUAUAAAUUUAUCUAUUGGUUUUGUUAUGGUCCUGAGAUGAACAGGCGUUCCUACCAUAAAUUGGUAUAGUUGCCUUUUAUUCAACAGAUAGGUUUCUUUAUAUUUUGGCUGUCAUUUUCCUUAAUACUUUUUUGUUAGGUGACAAUGCUCCAUCAUCCAUUAUUUAAUGAAUGUUUUACUUAACUAUUUAAAUGUCUGGUUCAAUAACAUGUUCCCCAAUUCAAUCUUUUUAGCCAUAAGAGCAGUUUGUAAAAUUUGAAGUCAUUAUUUCCAGCAGUGUUCGUUGGGAUGCUUUGCCUGUUAUUUAAUCCCCCAAAAGGCAGAUGGUCUCCAUGACUUCCUAUUUAUGUCCCAUAUAGCCUAAAUUUAUCCAGUGCAGAGUGAUGUAUACCCACUACUGUUGAAUUUGAUAGUAGCUUUUUACAACAGCUUUGUGUGGGUGUAAACGUUGACAUAAGGUGGAGGAGAAUUAGACACUUUCCAUCCUAACAAAUGUCUUUGUUUAGUUUGUAAACCUAGAGAUUCCCUGCUAUGCCACUGUAUUUUUAGGUUCCCUGAAUCUGGUGCCUGAAAGGAGUAAAGUUAUAGGGUUUUUUUACUAUUAGUGAGUCGCUGGCCUACAUUAGAGCAGCCCAAGACCUGCUCAAAUUCUGGCUGCGUGUCUGAGAUCUGCUGAGAGUCACACGCCAGCUCAGAAUAGCUGGAAUGUACUACUGCAAUGUACCACUGCCUUCCCACUUCCCUCCCCUCACUUUGGCUGGGGCUUCAGGGGAGAAACAGCCUCCUGGCGCAUGACUGGAGAGCUGAAAAGCAGCAGCAAGUUGUUCGUUUGAAGAGGAGAGACAUGAGUUGCACAGUAAGAGAUUUACCUUGCUAGUUCUACAUUUGGGCUAAAAUCUAUUGAGACCUCUGGAGGGUGUUUCCACAUGGCUAAUGUUUUCUUUCGCCAAAACAAAAUGGACAUAGCAGACUCACUGUAUGCUGAGGUAACUGACAUCUGGCAUGCCUUUCUUACGAAGUCAGUUCAAACACAGGAGCAAAUUCACAAGUCAAGAGCAGAAAAGUCUCCAUUCACUGAGGACAAAGAAAUCAGUGAAGACAGUAUGACUGAAGCCCAGCAAGCAGAAGCAACUCAAGUACUGAAUGCAGUACUAGACAUCAGAGAACAGGCACUGAAGCAACAACCUGGCGAAACCGCAAGAGUUUUACAUGCUCUUGCAAUGCUUUAUUAUCUGGUUAUGGAUUUAUCAAAGGCUUAUGAAAUGGGGACAAAAGCCUUUGACCUGCUGAAACAACUGCCCCAACAAGAAUCUCUAGAAGCCAUUGGCCGUUUGUUAAAGUUGAUUAACUCCAAGCCUUUUUACACAAAAUAAGGAGCUCUUUCUACCAGGGCCAGGUCCUUGGCUACAGAUCCUAGUUAUCUAACUAUGUUGAAAACAAUGAAAAUACAUUACAAGGCAUAGGUCCUGUCUGCUAUUGUCAUCUUUCUAGAUGUGUCCUUUUCCAUCUCCAGGUGUUUGAAAGUUCAGCUUUGUGGUAUUAGUUUAUUUUCACAUGCUGGUCAACCUCUGUAGACUGUUAUGGAAUAACAGCAUGAGGGUGGGAAACAAAAGCACAACCAUCACAAAAUGCAUGAAUUGUUACCUACUUGCUUAUGUAAAUAAGAACAGCCUUUUGCAUCCUCA